Molecule: messenger RNA, 2206 nt
Organism: Acanthopagrus latus (yellowfin seabream)
Lineage: Eukaryota; Metazoa; Chordata; Actinopteri; Spariformes; Sparidae
Gene: atp1b3a
Product: ATPase Na+/K+ transporting subunit beta 3a
Exons: 7
Coding region: 224-1063 (279 amino acids)
Biological process (GO): sodium ion export across plasma membrane; intracellular potassium ion homeostasis; intracellular sodium ion homeostasis
Cellular component (GO): sodium:potassium-exchanging ATPase complex
Molecular function (GO): ATPase activator activity
Source: RefSeq, a predicted model, not a curated record
UCUCUACACCGCCCACUCCACUCACCGCCGCCUCGCCGGCUUCUUCUUCUCCUUCUUCGCCUCACCACAUCGCCCGCUUCCCCUUUUUCUGCAUUUUUUUAAAGGAAGGAACCAAGCGCACUUUUUUUUUUUUGAGCCACAGCAACCAAAAAAAAAAACCAACAACAACAACAACCCAAAAACAAAAAAAAGGGGGGGAGGAAAAAAAAAAAAAGGAAUCACCAUGGCGAGCACCGAGGAUAAACCUGCCAACAAGGAGAGCACGUCCAGCUGGAAGGACUCCAUCUACAACCCGAGGACCGGGGAGUUUCUGGGUCGCACGGCCUGCAGCUGGGGCCUCAUCCUGCUGUUCUACCUGGUUUUCUACUGCUUCCUGGCCGGUAUGUUCGCCCUGACCAUGUGGGUGAUGCUGCUCACCCUGGAUGACUAUGUGCCGAGGUACCGGGACCGCGUCCCGUUCCCAGGGCUGGUGAUUCGUCCAAAAUCCCUGGACAUCCACUUCAACAAAUCCGACCCCCUGAAGUACGCCACGUACGUCCAGCACCUGGAGUCCUUACUGCAAAGAUACAACGAUUCAACGCAGCAGGUGAACGAGGACUGCCCCCCCGGAGAGUACUACAUCCAGGACGACACCGAGGUCAUGACGAAGAAAGUGUGCCGCUUCAAGAGGAGCGCGCUGAGCCUGUGCUCCGGCCUCUCUGACACCAGCUUCGGCUACUCUGAGGGGAAACCCUGCGUGCUGCUGAAGAUGAACAGGAUCAUCGGCCUGAAGCCUCGCGGGGAUCCCUACAUCAACUGCACGCUCAAAAAAGAGUCCCCGAUCCAAAUGCAGUAUUUCCCCAUUGAGGGGCGCAUUGACAAGAUGUAUUUCCCCUACUAUGGCAAGAGAGCCCAUGAGGAUUACGUGCAGCCUCUGGUGGCCGUGAAGCUGCUGCUCACCAAGGAGGACUACAACAAGGAGCUGGCGGUGGAGUGCAGGGUGGAGGGCUCCGACCUGCGCAACGACGACGAAAGGGACAAGUUCCUGGGCCGCGUCACCUUCAGGGUCAAGGUGGUGGAGUAAAAAGGGGGGAGAAAGAGAGAGAGAGAGAGAGAGGCCGGCUGGUAAAAAAGGAAAACAACAACAAAACAAAACAAAACAACAACGCAGAGGCUGCCAACGUUUGCUGAGGAUUCAUGUUCAAAAAUUGAAAACAAAUAAAAAUGGAAGGGAGUGUCAAAUAUGUCACAAAGAUGACAUAUUUGGGGAGGGAGAGCCAGUUAGAAACCGGAUGUUGCUUUGAUGACAUUUCUGACCCUUCUUUCCUUCAUGAUUCCUUGCUGACCUCCUCAAACUGCUCCCCUCCUCCUCCUCCUCCUCCUCCUCCUCCUCCAUCCCUCCUGUCACCCGUUGCACUGCUCAUUCCUCUCUCUGGUUUACUAUUAUUUCUGUUUUUUGGUUUUUUUGCUUUUAUUUCGGCGAUCGAUGUGAUUAGAUAACUUAUAGCCAUUUGCAACCAAGCCAUUCGGAGCUGUUGUGUAAGUGCUGAUACACGUUUUUUUGUUUUGUUUUUAUUUUCAUUUCAUUUAGAUCUUCCUGCUGUCGGGAAGAGAGCGCUGUUUCUCGUCUCUUUGAGCCGUGUGAACGACUGCCCGGUGUAUCGCUGUAUAGAACAACUGAGAAAGUAGAAACAUUUCCGACCCAUCUCCAGAUGUGUUCACGUCAUCACGUCACAGAGACUUUUCAUAGGAACGUACCUUGAUAAUCAAGUAUAGCCACUGUAUCCCUGUAUAUGAAAAAUGCCAGUUACAAAGUCCCUUUCUACAUAUAAAUACAUUGUGAUCCUGAACCAUAUUUAGGGGAUUAUAGAUAGAUCUUCUGUGUUGCGGGUCCGCAGUGGCCGCGACCCCGUCUCGUGCCGUCUGUCUGUCUGUCCGUCCGUCUGUCUGUCUGCAUGUGCGUCUGUCUGUCUGUACGUCUGCCCGUCUUCCUGUUUACUCACCUCUCCACUGCAAUAGCCGACAUUCGUGGGUGAGCCCUCCGGGACCGUAGAGGGACGUCGCCUCGCUCCACCUCGCCAGGGUGCUGCGCGUCGAACGGCGACGCACACACACGCGCACACACGCACACAUAUAGAAGGUAUACAGUGUAGAAGCUGCUUUUUAAGGCGGAGAGGCGCUGGGAAAGCGUUGCAAAAAUUCAAAAAAAAAAAAAAAAAGAAAGAAA